GCUGAUGGCUGCAGUAGCUUAACACAUCAGUGGUGGUGUUGUUUGGUUCUCGGGAAAUGGAGGCAGACGACCUGUUCGAGAACGCGAUGAGAAGGCAGUUGGACAAAAUCGCGGAGGCGUGCAAAGCCGACCCCGCACUUCUCCGUAUGAAGAUCACGAAAUCAGAAGACACGGCCCUGCACAUCGCCGUUACUGACCCCCAAUCAGACGCCGUCGGCAAACUCAUCGGAACUUGCCUCCCUGAAGGCGACGAGUUCAAGGAAGCGGCCUUCGGGAUCCUAAACGCCAAGAACGAGAGAGGCGACACUCCGCUGCACAUGGCGGCGGUGGUCGGAAAGGCCGACAUUUGCCGCCGAAUCGCCGACCGCGACCGCCGCCUCCUCUUCUCCCGCAACCUGGAGAGCGAGACCCCUCUCUUCCUGGCGGCGUUUCACGGAAAGAAGGAGGCGUUUCUCUGCCUGCAUGUUCUCCAGAACCAAACGGAUGAUUGGUGUAGCAGGAGGAGCAAUGGGGACACCAUUCUUCACGUCGCCAUCUCCGGGGAGCACUACGAUUUGGCAUAUGGGAUAAUUCAAUUGUACCCACAUCUUACGAAAUCAAUCAAUGAGAAUGGAUUGUCUCCUCUUCAUAUUACUGCCAGCAAACCUAAUGCAUUCAGAAGCACUUCUCACCUUGGAUUGUUUGAGCGUAUCAUCUACCAUUGUGCUUUUGUUGAUGAGCUCAAGAAGGAAACAAUCUGGCAAGAAUGUUUCUCAGAUAUUUCUGAAGACAAAAACAAGUUUAACUAUCCGAGAAACUAUGAGACUUGCAUGGACCUCUUCCAAGCCAUGAAGAAUAUAAUUACAGUUUUAGUUACGCCACAUAAGCAUCGAAGCUCGCUCCCAUCUUCACCCUUGAAUAGGGUUGGAUCAAGUGACUCUAUGAAAAUUGGGAACCCAAUUGAUGAGGAGGAUCCCCAACGGAAGAGUCGUGCUUCUCUAGGUGGUAGCCAACCAAAGAAAAAACACAAUGAAGGCCACCAUUUUCCAUCCAAUUAUGACCUAUUUUUCCUAUUCUUCAAGCUUAUGAUGAAGGCCUUUCUAAUUGUUUUGGGAUUCGGGUUUGCAACUGUGACAACGUCAGGACGAUGUCAUGCACUAUGGACGCAGCUGAAAACUUUCUUUGUUAUCUGAACAGAUUAAAUGUAUUUGAAUUUGAAUUUAUAUAAUGUAUUUGUAUUUAAAUUUGAAUUUGUAUAACAUAUUUGUAAUUUAAUUUGAAUUAGAAUUUUUAAUAAUUUAUGAAUUUUAUUGCUA
Malania oleifera is the source of this 1295-nucleotide messenger RNA. RefSeq lists its product as uncharacterized. Gene Ontology annotation, molecular function: protein binding. Bases 57 to 1172 code for a protein of 371 amino acids. The transcript has 6 exons. The record is from RefSeq and is a predicted model, not a curated record. NCBI's taxonomy places the organism in Eukaryota, Viridiplantae, Streptophyta, Magnoliopsida, Santalales, Ximeniaceae.